Molecule: messenger RNA, 2304 nt
Organism: Scomber scombrus (Atlantic mackerel)
Lineage: Eukaryota; Metazoa; Chordata; Actinopteri; Scombriformes; Scombridae
Product: zinc finger protein ZFP2-like
Exons: 3
Coding region: 1-2304 (767 amino acids)
Biological process (GO): regulation of transcription by RNA polymerase II
Cellular component (GO): nucleus
Molecular function (GO): RNA polymerase II cis-regulatory region sequence-specific DNA binding; DNA-binding transcription activator activity, RNA polymerase II-specific
Source: RefSeq, a predicted model, not a curated record
AUGACUUCAGGUCAGCGUUUGAGAGAGUUAAUCAACAAGCGACUAACUGCUGCUGCUGAAGAAAUAUUCCGAGAUUUUCAAACAACUAUCUCAGAGUACGAAGAAGAGAUCAACCGUCAGCGCAGACUGCUGGAUAUCGUUUGGAAACCUGAAAUAAAGCUACACAGAAUAGAGCUCCCACAGCAACAUGUCUAUGAGGAGGAGGAGGUUCUCAUUGACCAGCAGCUCUGUGACCAGGAGAGGAACUCAAGUCUGGACCAAGAGGAACCAGAACCUCCACAGAUUGAAGAGGAACAGGAAGAGCCAGAACCUUCAGAAAUUAAAGAGCAACUCUGCACCAGUCUGGAAGGAGUUUUUCAAACAACUAUCUCAGAGUACGAAGAAGAGAUCAACCGUCAGCGCAGACUGCUGGAUAUCGUUUGGAAACCUGAAAUAAAGUUACACAGAAUAGAGCUCCCACAGCAACAUGUCUGUAAGGAGGAGGAGGUUCUCACUGACCAGCAGCUCUGUGACCAGGAGAGGAACUCAAGUCUGGACCAAGAGGAACCAGAGCCUCCACAGAUUGAAGAGGAACAAGAGGAACCAGAGCCAUCAGAGAUUAAAGAGGAACAAGAGGAACCAGAACCUCCACAGAUUGAAGAUGAACAAGUGGAACCAGAGCCUCCACAGAUUGAAGAGGAACAAGAGGAACCAGAGCCAUCAGAGAUUAAAGAGGAACAAGAGGAACCAGAGCCUCCACAGAUUAAAGAGGAACAAGAGGAACCAGAGCCUUCAGAGAUUAAAGAGGAACUCUGCACCAGUCUUGAGAUAGAACAGCAGGUACUGAAGGAGGAGACAGAAACCUUGAUGUUGACUCCUACUUGUGAGGAAAGUGAAGAUCAGACUCUGGACUUGAGUCCUGAUGAAACUCAGAUUGACAAGUCUACCACUUUAAAGAUUCACAAUAAUACUUUGACAGGGAAACAAUGUUUUGAAUGUGACACUUGUGGGAAAUCAUUUGUGGCCAAGGGCAGUUUGUGCAGACAUCUCAAAGUCCAUACAGGUGAGAAGCCGUAUACAUGUGACACCUGUGGGAAAAGAUUCUCUAAGCAGGGCACAUUAAAAGUGCACAUAAGAGUCCAUACAGGUGAGAAGCCGUACAAUUGCAAAACUUGUGGGGAGAAGUUCAGACAUACUCAGAUGUUGAAGAUUCACAUGAGAACACACACAGGUGAGAAGCCAUACCCAUGUAACACUUGUGGGAAAACGUUCACAUGUAUUAAGUACUUGAAGAAUCACAUGAGAACACACACAGGUGAGAAUCCGUAUCCAUGUAACACUUGUGAGAAAAAAUUCUCUGCGCUGUGCUUUUUAAAAGUGCACAUGAGAACACACACAGGUGAGAAACCGUAUCCAUGUAACACUUGUGAGAAAAAAUUCUCCACGCUGGGCAUAUUAAAUGUGCACAUGAGAACACACACAGGUGAGAAGCCGUAUCCAUGUAACACUUGUGAGAAAAGAUUCUCUAAGCAGAAAAGCUUAAAAGCGCACAUGAGAACACACACAGCUGAGAAGCCGUACAAUUGCAAAACUUGUGGGGAAAAGUUCACACAUACUCAGCACUUGACUAGACACAUGAGAACACACACAGGUGGGAAGCCGUAUCCAUGUAACACUUGUGAGAAAAAAUUCUCUAAGCCGAGCAUAUUAAAAGUGCACAUGAGAACACACACAGGUGAGAAGCCGUACCCAUGUAACACUUGUGAGAAAAGAUUCUCUCGGCUGUGCUUCUUAAAAGUGCACAUGAGAGUCCAUACAGGUGAGAAGCCGUAUCCAUGUGAUACCUGUGGGAAAAGAUUUCGUCUGCUGAACGAAUUAAAAGUACACAUGACUCUCCAUACAGGUGAGAAGCCGUACCCAUGUAACACUUGUGAGAAAAGAUUCUCUACGAUGAGCAAAUUAAAACUACACACGACUCUCCAUACAGGUGAGAAGCCGUACAAAUGCAAAACUUGUGGGAAAAAGUUCAGAUCUACUACGAACUUGAAGACUCACAUGAGAACACACACAGGUGAGAAGCCGUACAAAUGCAAAACUUGUGGGAAAAAGUUCAGAUGUACUAGUAACUUGAAGUCUCACAUGAGAACACACACAGGUGAGAAAGCGUACCCAUGUAACACUUGUGAAAAAAGAUUCUCUCUGCUGGGCACAUUAAAAGUGCACAUGAGAACACACACAGGUGAGAAGCCAUACAAUUGCAAAACUUGUGGGAAAAAGUUCAGAUAUACUCAGCUCUUGAACACACACAUGAGAACACACACAUGA